AUGUCCACACAGUAUUUCCGCGUUGUUGAACACGUUGUACCAUGCCAGCAUAUUAGACAGUACCCGAGGGCAACCGCAAAUGCAGAGGAAGACACUCUCCAUAUGUCCGUCAAGCAAUAUAUGCCCUUGAGCAAUCUGAAGCCUCAGUAUGGCGAUGUCACAAUUAUCGCGGGGCAUGCGAAUGGGUUUCCCAAGGAGGUGUACGAGCCCUUAUGGGACGAAAUAUUGCAUCUUGCAGAAGCCGCGGGCUUUGGCAUUCGAGGCAUCUGGAUUGCCGACGUUGCACAACAAGGGCAAAGUGGGGUUCUGAACGAAGACAAAUUAGGGAAUGACCCCUCGUGGUUCGACCAUCCUCGUGAUUUGCUACAUAUGAUCAACGUUUUUAGGGACCAGAUGCCUCGCCCCAUCGUGGGAAUAGGUCACAGCAUGGGAGGAAACCACCUGACGAACUUAUCGCUCCUGCAUCCACGACUGCUGGAGACACUGGUUCUCAUUGAUCCGGUCAUAUCGCGACAGAAUUCCAAGAAGAAUGAGUUUUUCGCCGCAAGAGCCUCGGCGAAGCGGCGUGAUCGCUGGGAGUCUCGUGAAAGCGCGCUAAACGCUUUCAGAAAGAACAAAUUCUACCAGAAAUGGGAGCCAAGACUCCUGGACCUGUGGGUGAAGUACGGACUCCGGGAGCUUCCAACCCUUUUAUAUCCCAAUUCGGCGUCCCAAGGCGAGGUAACGUUGACCACUACCAAAUUUCAGGAAGUGGCAACCUUCUUGCGAUUGGGGAUUGUAGCCGACGAGACAUCAGGACCAUCCCGUCAUGAAACACGCCGCACGCGUCCAGAUCUGACUCCGACAGACGAUCCAAGUAUACCCUUUUAUCGGCCUGAACCGGUGAUCACAUUCAACAACCUACCAUAUCUGAGACCUUCGGUUCUGUACAUAUUUGGGGAACGAUCUUCUCUUUCCAUGGCCCAACUUCGAGCCGAGAAGCUAGCGGUCACCGGAGUGGGCAUUGGUGGCAGUGGAGGCCAUCCAGAAGGUCGGGUCGAGGAGGUACUCAUCCACGACGCGGGCCAUCUGAUCCCCAUGGAGAAGGUGGUUGAGACAGCAGAACAUACAGUCAGGUGGCUUGGGACAGAAUUGGCUCGCUGGAAGCAAGAGGACACUCGAGAGAAAGAAGAGUGGGCGAGUUACUUCGGGCAGAAAAAAGGGGUGCCGAGCCCCGAGUAUCUGAAGCAUAUGCUAGACCCAGACAACUUGGCCGAGAAAGCUAAGCUGUAG
Exophiala xenobiotica is the source of this 1272-nucleotide messenger RNA. RefSeq lists its product as uncharacterized. The coding region runs from base 1 to 1272 and encodes 423 amino acids. The record is from RefSeq and is a predicted model, not a curated record. Lineage: Eukaryota; Fungi; Ascomycota; Eurotiomycetes; Chaetothyriales; Herpotrichiellaceae. The transcript is spliced from 3 exons.